AAACAGACGAAAGUUCAAACUACAGUAACCCAACGCUAAUUGCGAAUCCACCUUGUUGACCGUCUCUCGCACCCCACAUCACUGCCGUUUGUGUUCGGCGAACUCCCAAUACCCAACAAGCUCUCGGAGCAACGCGACUCGAAGAGUGCUUGCGCUGUUAACAUCUGUUUGCUUCGUUACACUCAAGGAAUACCAAUCGCCCUGCUUCGAGCCGCGCGACGCGCACCCCAGCAAGAUGGAUGAGCAUUUGGCGCAGCUGCUGGCCAACACCCAGGAUAAACUUGAAGGGCCCCGCAAGCGGGCCGAGCUCGAUCUCCUGCACGCCGAGUCGAAUCCAGAAUUCCCUUUGUCGCUCGCCCGCAUUGGCGCCCACACGGGCGCCCCCGUCCAGAUCCGCCAGUCGGCCCUGACCUGUCUUCGAAAGUUCAUCGAGAAGCAUUGGGCCCCCGACGGCGCGGACGAUGCCGGCAGUGCCCAUACCGGUGGACCUCAGAUUCCGAUCCCCGACUCGACAAAAGAAUAUCUACGCAAUGCCAUUCUGGAGCUGGUCCUGAGCCCCGAGGAUGAGCGCAAGGUCAAGGUUGCGGCAAGCUACGUAGUCUCCAAGAUCGCUGUGGCCGACUUCCCCGACCGCUGGCCCGCCCUUCUCCCGUCUGUUCUUGCCAUCAUGCCGACCGGCACCGACGCCCAGCUCCACGGUGCCCUUCGAAUUCUUCAAGAUCUGGUCGAAGAGAGCUUGACAGACGAGCAAUUCAUCAACGUGGCACGGGACAUCAUCAAGGCCUGCUACGACGUCGCCCUGAACGAGAACCGCAAGCAAACACACCGCAGCCUGGCCGUGCUGGUUUUCCGGAGUUGCUUUGACCUCAUGGACAUUGUCAAGGAGGACCACAAGAAGGAGGUCAAGGCAUUUGCCGAGCAGGUUCUCAGCGGUUGGUUGCCGUUCUUGGAGCAGGUCAUCAAGUCUCCGCUUCCUCCUUUGGCCGACGACUCGGGCUCGCAGCCCGAUGACUGGUACGGCCCGAUCGCCCUCAAGGACCAGGCCGUCAAGACCCUCAUGAAGAUCCGGGGCGUCUUCCCCUCUCUUCUCCUCCCGCAGAGCUUGGCCUUGUUCACCGCCACCUGGGAGGAACUUUCAAGACUGGCGCCGUCGUACCAGUCCCUGUUCAUUAACUCGGAUGCCCAGAGCCGGCUCGAGGAUAUCGACGGCCUCCCCUUCACCCUCGACUUUCUGGUCCUAGACGAGCUGGACUUCCUCAACCAGUGCAUGCGGGCACCACCUGUGCAGAAGCAACUCGGCGCCGAGAUCGAGGCGCGUGGCGCCGUCCAUGAUACUCCGUGGGUGUUGGAUUUCAUCGGCCUUUUGGUCUCCUACUCCCAAAUCACACAGGAAGAGGAAGGGCUGUGGGACAUUGACGUAUCGCUGUACCUUGCAGAGGAAACGGCUGUCUCGUCUAACUACACGGCCAGGACCGCCUGCGGCGAUUCGGUCAUCAAACUUGGCGAGUGGCUGAACAUGCGGGCUCUUGAGGGCUUGUUUGCUUACACUAAGACACUUUUUACGGGAGAGCCGGCUAGCUGGCAGAAACGGGAAGCGGCUCUCUACCUGUUCAAUAUCGUCUUGAACGACUUUCAAGACAUGGAGAAGUCAGUGGCUCCUGAGAUUGCAAACGCCUACCUCGAGCUCGUCAGUUACGCUAUCAAACAGGACCAGCCGAUCCUGCGUGCUCGCGGCUACCUCGUCGCCGGUGCCUUAGCCCAGACGUACCAGCCAGCUCUUGGUCUCGUUGAUAGCGUCGUGGACGCCAUCACCAGAGACGACUCGGAGAUCGUGCAAGUUUCCAGCGUCAGGGCCGUCGAGGGUUUCAUCAGGGGUGGCGUUCCAGCUGACCGGCAGGUUCCGAUCGUUCUCGCCAUCCAGCGCUUCCUGGAGGCCAAAGACCUCAGCGAGCUGGAAGACGCUGAUGACCUCCUGGUUACGCUGCUUGAUACCCUCCGCACUGCCAUCAGCAUGGAUACCAGGAUUGCUAUCCAGCCCGACAGCAAGGCUGUUGACCUCCUCUUCCUCAUUGCCAAGCACGGCGCUGCCAAUUUCCAUGUGACUCUGAUCGUCUGCGAGACCUUUGAAGACAUUGCCAGAACAUUCAAGGACAAUGAGGGGCCUCUCAAGGACAUGGAGCACCCUCGCCUCUACGCGGCCCUUUGCAGCAAAGUUUUACCCUCAAUCACUGGGACGUUUGACGUCGCGAAUCUUACUCAGGAUGACCCGCUCGUCACGCUGGCCGCCGACCUUCUCUCACUCCUCGUUCAGUACGGCUCCGAGCCACUUCCUGCCGGUUUUGUUGCCGCUACCCUCCCCAAGCUCCAUCAUCUCUUGAUGACUUCGUCCGAGGGUGAUAUUCUGCGGCCGGGCUCCGAGGCCGUUAAGUACAUCCUCAUGCACGACCAUAAGCAGGUGUUUAGCUGGCAUGACGAGAAUGGCCGGUCUGGACUUGAGGUUUGCCUCAGGAUCAUUGACCGCCUCCUCGGCCCCGGCAUUGAGGACACUGCGGCGUCGGAAGUCGGCGGUCUGGCCGCCGAACUGGUCGAGAAAGCUGGACACGAGAGGCUUGGCCCUUUCCUGCCGCAGCUUCUCCAAGCGGUGGCUGUCCGUCUGGACACUGCCCAGGCGGCCCCGUUCAUCCAGUCUCUGAUUCUGGUCUUUGCCCGGCUGUCCCUCGUGGGCGCCCAGGACGUUGUCAACUUCCUCAGCGACAUCCAGAUCAAUGGCCAGGUUGGGCUGCAGGUGGUUCUCAGCAAGUGGCUCGAAAAUUCGAUCAACUUUGCGGGCUACGAUGAAAUCCGGCAAAAUGUCAUUGCUUUGUCCAAGCUGUACUCGCUGAACGAUUCACGCUUGGCUCAAACCAUGGUCAAGGGCGACCUGAUCAUCGCCAACACGGAUAGGAUCAUGACCAGGUCGAGGGCCAAAAUGAACCCCGACCGAUACACCAUCAUCCCGGCACCGCUCAAAAUCCUCAAGGUUUUGAUCGAAGAACUGGUCUCGGCGUCAGGCAUUCAGGCAGCCGCCCAUAUGGCCGCCGCGGCAGCGACGGAGCUCGCCGAUGAGGACGACGACGACGGCGACAACGAUGGCUGGGAGGAUGAGCCCGACGAUACGCUCGACCUGGCGCUCGGCAGCACCAAGUCGGAUCUGAUGGGCUGGGCCGAGGGCGCCAGCUCGCGCCAACGCGACGACGAGACCCAGGCGUACUUGAUUGACUUUUUCAUGCGCGCCGACGCCGAGAACAUUGCCGAGUUCCACAACUGGUGCGGCAUGCUGACCGAGGACGAGAGGCGCAAACUCAAGGAGGCGGCGCACUAGGACCGCGCUGCUGCGCAUCGUUUUGGGCAGGUUGUGGCUUCGUGGCUUGCUGGCGAGCAGAUGCUGCGGCGGAUGCAUUGGAAUCCGCGACGUCCGAAAUAACGCAAUGAUCAAGAGAUCCAGUCGGACUAUACGUGGUGAAGGUGGGAAGAACGUGCGUCAUGGGUCGAUGGCCACGAAAUAGGAUUGUUGAGGUGUAAGAGAAAUACGGCGUGUGAGAGUAAUUACCAAGCCUCUGCUAUGAGGCGCGCAGGAGUGAAGAGGAAGAACACAACGAGUGUGGAUAUCAUGAGAAUCGCAUUGUUGAUAUGAUAGCUGUGGGCUAUUGCAUAAGUUUAUCCCAGGAAACAGAAGAAAUGGAAAUUAACCAAACUUAGCAGAGUCUCC
Messenger RNA from Parathielavia appendiculata, 3748 nucleotides. RefSeq names its product ARM repeat-containing protein. Gene Ontology annotation, biological process: protein import into nucleus. Gene Ontology annotation, molecular function: small GTPase binding. Bases 236 to 3361 code for a protein of 1041 amino acids. Gene Ontology annotation, cellular component: cytosol; nuclear envelope. NCBI's taxonomy places the organism in Eukaryota, Fungi, Ascomycota, Sordariomycetes, Sordariales, Chaetomiaceae. The transcript has 5 exons. The record is from RefSeq and is a predicted model, not a curated record.